AUGGACAACCUCACGCAAAUUGCAGACGCCCUCGAAGACCGGGCGGGCGUUGGCGCGCAGGCCACUGCUGAGUCGCACCAAACUCUCUUGCCCUGCGACGCUUGCAGAAGGAGGAAAGUAAAAUGCUCCAAAGAAGAGAUCUGCGAGCGGUGCAUAUCGGCAGGACUAAGGUGCACAAGAGAGAUUGCUCGAAAGAAGAGGGGGCCAAAGAAGGGUUCAGGAUCUGUGCUGGCAAGACUGCGAGACGAAAGCCAGGCGACUUCGCCCACAGAACAAACAUUCCCACCACUCGACUUGUCCCAAUUGCAACUACAAAUGCCCUCGUUCAACAGGACCGUGACAAGCGACAGUCCUUUGGCAUCAUCAUUAAGCUCUCCCACGAGUUCGUAUUUUGGCGACACGUAUGGCCCAAACACCGGACCGUCCACCAUGCCCAGAUCUGUUCCUAUCAUUCAGAAUGGCACAGAAUUCGAUCCUACUUCACACACAGAAUUUGCGCAGUCAGGUUUUCAAUUUCCAGCAUCAUGGCAGAUGCAAACUUCUGAGCUUCUGCAGUUCCAGGCUCCUCUCUCGUCCAAGGGAUACAUGUCUAUCCGAGAUCUGGCUCAAGAAAUCUUCCAGGAGUCGUAUCCCCCUGUUCCACAUGCAGUUCCUCCAAGGUCAAAUGCACAAACCCCAUCGAGAGUCUCGACGCCUCUCACCCAGCCAGCACCUCUCGAGAGCAUAUUGAAUCGUGCUCCUCCCAACGCUCCCUCCCCAACCCUAACCACUACAAGCUCGCCCAUGCCACUCCAUGGACCAAAACACCUAUAUCGAAGCGAUUCUGGAGAUAUUCACAGUCCACAUCAGAUACAGGUAUUAGCAGCAGAAUUCGAUUUGUCGGCGCGACUCAUGACCCAGUGUAUCAGUCAAUAUUUCCGACAUCUCUACCCUAUACGGCCUACGAUUCACGAGAGUUCAUUUCUUCAGCGUCUCAAUAGCUUUGAUGAAUUAUCCAACGAAGAAAAAAUCCUGAUCUUAUCGAUCUGCGCAAACACCGUUCUUCAUGCAGCACCCCAGUCUGAUCUCUCAUUGGAUAAGAAAAUGCAACUCGGAAAACAGUUUGUGGAAUUGUGUUUCCUUUUACGAUGUCAAUACGACUGGGCAGAGUCGGCUACCCUUUUGUCAAUACAAGCCAGUUACCAUAUUUGCGUUGCCCUGUUUGAGCUUAAAAAGCCUCGAGCUCAUUAUUUGUACCUUCGCGAGGCUAUUUCCAUGGCCUUUGAACAAGGCUUACACCUGGAAUCCACCUAUCUCGGCAUGGAUGAGAUCCAAGCAAUUUGUUCCAGGCGAACGUUCGCCUUGCUCUUCAUUACAGAACGGGGACUGGCCAUCCUCCGUAACAAACCCGCCCAAAUCCCUCGAUUGCCAAUUCUGUCCAGUGAAUAUUUUGACGAGCAGGAUGGGUUUAUUCUGGCAGGCUUCUCUGCCCUAGUCAACCUCUUCUCCGUCCUCGACGAGAAGUUUAUCCAGCUCUGGAGCACCACACCCCUCGAAAGCGCAUCCUCGGGCUACGAGCCGUACGAUAAUGUGGCGGCUAUCCAACAUUCGCUUAGAGAAAUGUCUUUCGACCACUUCGCCAUGACAGACAUCCAGAAAGCCGAUGUCCUUAUCACGCACCACUGGCUGAGGCUGAUCUUUUGGCAAGCCUCCAUGCGCCAGGGCCUCAUCAGCUACAGCGCCUCCGACCCUAUAUUCUCGUCUACCUACCCAAUCGCCAUUGCAAAAGAUCUGUGCGCCGCAAUCUGCGACUUGACACCCAACGCGGUCCUCGUACACGGGCUUGGCAUAUUCGAGAAGCUGUUCGAGGUCGCAUACACGCUGAUGGACGCCCUGACGAUCGCCAAUACCAAUUGGUCUGACAGCGAGGAGUUACGGUGUCUCUUUGACCUGCUGAGCGCCAGCCCGAACAGCCAAAGCAUCUAUGUGAAGAUGCUGCGGACAAAGAUUGAGACCGAGAGGAGUCCCGCUGCGAGCCCGCCACAGCCAGCACCGCAGCUGAUCUAG
This is a messenger RNA of Fonsecaea nubica, 2046 nucleotides long. RefSeq lists its product as hypothetical. Bases 1 to 2046 code for a protein of 681 amino acids. Gene Ontology annotation, biological process: regulation of DNA-templated transcription; DNA-templated transcription. The transcript has a single exon. Gene Ontology annotation, molecular function: DNA-binding transcription factor activity, RNA polymerase II-specific; zinc ion binding; DNA binding. The record is from RefSeq and is a predicted model, not a curated record. NCBI's taxonomy places the organism in Eukaryota, Fungi, Ascomycota, Eurotiomycetes, Chaetothyriales, Herpotrichiellaceae.